Molecule: messenger RNA, 343 nt
Organism: Eruca vesicaria subsp. sativa (arugula)
Lineage: Eukaryota; Viridiplantae; Streptophyta; Magnoliopsida; Brassicales; Brassicaceae
Source: the annotation of a GenBank genome assembly
GAAACAUACAAACAGGAGUCUUCUGGCUUCACAACCGAUUUGUGAUGGAGAAGAAAAAGCCGAAUCAAGUAGAUGAAUGUCAUGAUUCUGUUCUUCCUGUACAUAGCCAAGUAGUGAAGAUAAAGAAAGAGUUUGAGAAGAUUCAUCACCCUGAGAUGCUGAGUGUGCUUCCCCAUAUCACAGGUCCACGGCGUUCGCGUUCUCCCCUUGGGUUAGGGCAGAGAGACAACAGACCCAUCACCGUUGGGAAUUGAUAACAAAGAAAGAGUGAUAUGGAGAUAGGUUAUUAUCCUCUGUAUUUUUAGGCUUUUACUUUUGUCUUAAUGUAAAUAUAUCUUUCGUU